Messenger RNA from Chanos chanos (milkfish), 949 nucleotides. RefSeq names its product transmembrane protein 71 (gene tmem71). The transcript has 9 exons. Bases 17 to 883 code for a protein of 288 amino acids. The record is from RefSeq and is a predicted model, not a curated record. NCBI's taxonomy places the organism in Eukaryota, Metazoa, Chordata, Actinopteri, Gonorynchiformes, Chanidae.
AGCUGCAGUGUGAAACAUGGCUCUGUUCUUCAGAGGCGCGGUCACCAGUUCACCUAUAAAAAGUAAAGACCCGUCCCCAGAUCAGUCCUUCUCCAGUUUGGACAUUUCCUUCCUCUCUGACUCCUCCUACGAGUGUUGUUCGACCAAUCCACUGACAGGCUCAGUAUGUGUGUGCCGGCGCAGUCCCCGCCUCCUUGCCAACGGUUACUAUGUGCUGACGGAGGACAGCAUCACAACAGACAACCAGGGAAACGUCACGCUCACGGCUGACAAGACAAACAUCUCCUACAAAGAGAACAUUGUCCGGAUAUUUCGUCGCAGACGAAAGGGAAAGAGAUCACUGGCUAGCCUCCUCUGCGACGUCAGCCAAUCAUGUCAGUCAUGGCUGGAAGGGAGUGUCUUUGGAAGACAAGACUCCGCCCCCUCCAGGGAGACAUCGGCGUGGCUGAAUCUGACCCAUGUGCCUGAGAGUGAAGCCACCUUUAGCUUCAGCUAUGAUUAUACAGAGAGAGAGGUUCCACAUGACAAAAUGGCUGCCAUGACUCAAAUAGAGGAGUCUUACUCAGAGGCUUGUCUCUCCCACGAGCAGUUCAGCCAAUCUUUGGGAGGCCUCUUGGAUGUCCCGCCUCCUUCUAUCUGUCUCCACAACAGCUACACCCCACCCACAGACACACCCCCAGACGGAGUGCUGGUGAAAGCCUUCCUCCUCUUCAUCCUCACUCUGUGUCUGUGCACUGCCAUUUUCUCCAGGUGGCUGAUGGGAGGGGUUGCCAUGGCAAUGGCCCUUGUUUUUGUUGUGUCAUCAUUACGUGCGACUAAGGCAGGUACGACAGUGAGGUGGAGCAAAGCCAAAACUGAGGAUAUCACCUCCAGGAACGAAUAGAGAGCACAAGUGUAAUGAGGUCAUCACCCGCCAGGAUCUGAGUGUGUGUGUGUGUGUGUGUGAGAG